Malaclemys terrapin pileata is the source of this 3425-nucleotide messenger RNA. It is a transcript of the gene PLEKHB2, whose product is annotated as pleckstrin homology domain containing B2. Gene Ontology annotation, biological process: regulation of cell differentiation. The transcript is spliced from 8 exons. Gene Ontology annotation, cellular component: membrane. The coding region runs from base 145 to 813 and encodes 222 amino acids. NCBI's taxonomy places the organism in Eukaryota, Metazoa, Chordata, Testudines, Emydidae. The record is from RefSeq and is a predicted model, not a curated record.
CCAAGGGGCAGGCGGUGUUUUGUAACCUGCGUCUUGCGCUGCGCCGCUCCGGGGCCCCGGCUAGGGCACAGGGACCGUGCCUACUGACCCACCCACUUCCCUAGCCCCAGCGCGGCUGGCUGGCGUCAUUCAGAGUAAACAGAGAUGGCAUUUGUGAAGAGUGGAUGGCUGCUUCGGCAAAGCACUAUUUUACGUCGUUGGAAGAAGAAUUGGUUUGACCUAUGGUCUGAUGGCCAUUUGCUAUUCUAUGACGAUCAGCAGCGGCAUGACAUAGAGGAUAAAGUCCACAUGCGAGUGCAGUGCAUCAACAUCAGAGUGGGAAACGAAUGCCGAGAUUUCCAGCCCCCAGAGGGGAAGCCAAGAGACUGUUUGCUGCAGAUUGUUUGUCGGGAUGGGAAAACAAUCAACCUCUGUGCAGAGAGUGCAGAUGACUGCUUGGCAUGGAAAAUUGCUCUCCAGGAUGCUAGAACAAAUGCGGGCUAUGUUGGUUCUGAAGUGAUGUACGAUGAGACUGCAAUUUCCUCCGCUCCUCCCCCAUACACAGCGUACGCUACCCCAUCACCUGAGGUUUAUGGCUACGAGCAGUACAAUGGUGCAUAUCCCCCUCCUGGUCCUCAAGUCAUCUAUGCCUCUAAUGGACAAGCCUAUGCUGUUCCUUAUCAGUAUCCGUACCAAGGACCUUAUGGCCAGCCCACUGCAAAUCAUGUCAUCAUUCGAGAACGUUACCGUGACAAUGAUGGAGACCUUGCACUGGGUAUGCUCGCUGGAGCAGCGACUGGAAUGGCCCUGGGAUCAUUGUUCUGGGUCUUCUAGAUUCCCUGGGAUCUUUGUCUUUGUAGCUCCAAAAAACCUUUAUUUAUUCUUCCUGUGCAAUAAUAUAUUUUGCAAAGUACUGUUUACUGUAAAGGUUUUUAAUAACACAAAUGCAGGAAUCCCUUUUUUUAGUAGUGACAUCUUAAUUAUAAUUAACCCACUUUUACCUAUCCCAAGGCGAAGGUUUAAAGGCACCAUUUAAUUGAAAUAUGGUUAAAGAUGCACUUGAGAAUUUCAAGAGAGCUUUUUUUAUGGAGCUUGGCUAUCUGACAGAUUUAUAUUCUGCCCAUUGAUCAGUGAUCAGCAUUAGUACCAAUGUACUAUUAUAAGCAAAGAGUUAAGGGCUGUCAUUUGUCACCAGUCUUAAGAAUAGACUGUUAACCAUUUGUUCUGGAGUCUUUAUGUUCUUUCUAAGCCUUGAAUGGUCUAGCAGCUGGACUAACUAACGCCAGCAUGUUACAGUGCAGUAGCCGCUAAGUGUAUUGAAGUCAUGUAUUCAGGGAAUUUAUGCUAUUGACUUCACAAAACACUCCUGAAGACAGAUACGCAGGAUUCUAUUAAUUGUCCCCCUAGGGCGAUCUCCACGUUUCAGUAGCUGGCACCGAAUUUUCGUAAAUAAAUGUGGAGGGUUAUUGCAAUACAUCUGCAGUGGAGUUAGCAUACCCACUUCCCAAACCCAUUUUACAAGAAAAAAUUCUCACCAAGGAGAUCGGUAAGAUGAGGAAACACUCCUUAAUUCCUUCUCUGCGAUAAGAAAUUUGAAUGAUUUCAGUACUUGUAAAGCGAGCAAAACGUCUAUUACCAAUACAAGCCUUUAACCUAGUCUGUAAGACUCUAAGCAGUUGGGUCUCGGACUUUAAUAGCAGGGUAAUGAUAUAGGAUGGGGAGAUUCUGGGAUCUGAGCAGGGGUGUUAUUUCCCCAUGCCCAGUCACAAAUACAUUGGUGGGGAAGGGGCUGUUGUGCGCAAGGUCCUGCACCUGCGCUCAGCUCUUGUCACUGCUCUUUGUACCAUGUCCAGAGAAGACCGCUGAUCAUAUCCAUCCUUGCAGUGCUGGACCUCGCAGUACCCAUAGGUGUGUGUUAAAAGGGUAAGCUGGAGUUGGUUUGAGGAGGGGACCAUGGAUGAAUAGGAAAAGGGGGAGCAGACAGAAAACAGAUUGAGAGAAAAGGAAAAUGGGAAAGAAACUCUAGUGGACCUUGUAUGCAGGCUAUGCCGUGUGUUUUAUGGUAUGGGCCAGUGUGUCACAGAUGAGCUGUAGAUCCGCUUUCCCUGUCAGUUACUUUACCAUCCCAUCAGUUCCCCAUAGCAAGGUCUUGCCUGGUGGUGGGUAUAUGGAUGCUGUGAUGUCUGGGGAGGUUGUGUGUAUAUAAAACCCAAUCCCUGACAGUGACCAUUAGCUCACCAUUAAAGGAAUUCUCUUCCUGUCACCCUUCCCAUUUAAGAAACCCCCAAGGAGCUGUUCCCGCCUUUGACUGGUUCACUACUGCUGAGUGGUUUCUCAUUCCUGACCAGUUGCAGAGUCCUGCUUUAUAAUACAAACUGAGCUGUGCUGGGCAUGGUGGAGGAACCAGUGAGCAGACAUGUACAUGCUUUCUUAUUGGGGAAAAGGUGUAGGGUGCCUAAGCUUUGAUCUUUGUAGAAAGUUGUCUUAUUUUUAUACUUCCGCUAUUUUUGAGCUUCCUAUAACGAUGCUGUCUUAAUAUUUUGAGGCUCUUGCCUCUUUAAGCUUUCAAUUGGAAGUUGAUUAAAAUCCUCAAGGUGUGGAAGCCAGCGUAUGUGAGGGGAAGAUGAAAGUAGAUGGGAUCUAGCAGCCAUAUUAGUUUUUGAUGAGAAGGAAUAAACUUGGCUUAACCUAAAGCUGUAUUGUCUGUCUGGGUUAUGCUGUACAACCAAUAUGGGACUCUUCAACACUUGGGAAAGUUUGGUUAACAGCCAGUGAGAGAGCAAAAUUUUUGUGACUGUGUUGGGGCCAACUGUAAUAAAUGGACACAUUUUAAAAUCCACUGAAAAUUAAUGUUCUAAUGAGACUGAUAUUACCUUGGACGUAUUGCUAAUUAUGGGCCUGAACCAAAGCCUACCGGACUCAGUGUCCUUCAGUGAACUUCAAGGGGCUUUGGAACAGACUGUAUUUUACUAAUUCUGCCCUUAUGCAUGUAAUGGCUCCUAGUGAACUCAACGGGCACAGCACAUGUUAAUCCAAGAAAGUGUGUUAUAAGAACGUGUUGUGCAGAAACAACACCUGGCAUUUCAAGAGGAAUAAGCCUAUUAAAAAGAAUGUUUCCCAGAAGGGAAACUGGACCAUGCACCAAUCCAAAAUAUUUGAAAUGAAUCACUGAAUUAUCUCUAAGAGCCCAGUCCUGCAGUGUGCUCAGUAUCUUGAUGUUCAUGACAGAUGAGGGUGCUAAGCUCUUCCCAGGAUCAGGCCGUAAAUGAAUAUUUGUUAAUAUUCCAAGACUUGAUGUUACCAUGGAACUGGUUGUAUCACAGUAGUACAGAACCCUAUUUGGAGCUCUCCAAUCUGACUAGCUGUAUAGAACACCCAUAGAUCACCUAUUCCUAUGCUAUUUUGUGUGUAACAUUAAGAAAAUAAAAACAGCUACAUAUAACCAA